Messenger RNA from Cylindrotheca closterium, 1515 nucleotides. Lineage: Eukaryota; Bacillariophyta; Bacillariophyceae; Bacillariales; Bacillariaceae. The record is from the annotation of a GenBank genome assembly.
AUGUCACGCCCGGCGAAGUAUCGCCAGAUUCAAACUAGAUCUGCUGAAAUUGAUGGCGACGACGAGGAGCAAGAUUUCAAUUCCGACCAUGAUGCAACAUUGCCAGAUGGAGGACCCAACAAGAGCCCAAGAGGACCAACGCCGGACACAGAGCCAGAAGACACUGCACCAGAAGACACAGAGACAGAAGUCGAAGAGUCAGCAGAAGAAAAGGAAAGAGAGGUCCCACUCAAUGCAUGGGUCCAUCUCACUCAUGAACAUUGUCGGGCCGUAUGCAAAGGACCAAUCUCCAAUAGUAAGAAGGACCGGAUUAGCUGUGGGAAACUCAAGACCAAGUGCCAUCUGCACCGCGUCUUGAGAGAAGAAGGGCACCGGGCCAAACCUAUGUGGUAUGAGGGAAUUGUCUCCACCAAGGACAAGAACACCAACACUGGGGAGUACAUCGUCCACGGUCGACAGGAUGGUUUCAGCCGAUCUGAAGAGAGAAUGGACGAGAGCCUCAACCGGGCAACAGGAUUAGACGACAAGGAGUCUCCUUCUGAAGAUGAAGAGGGACCCGAGGACACUGACCGCGAAGAGACAGACUUUGAUGCAACAGAUUUUGAAGCCAGUGAGGGGGAGACAGAAGGCCACCUCAACGAGGAUCCCGAGGCCGAUGCUCUCCAAGAGCUUAACCAUAAGAUCGCUCUGAUGGAAAGAGAGACCCAACUGUUGAGGCUGAAGGCGGAACGUGCUAAACUAGAAGAUGAGUUGCCCAAGAAGAAACCGGCCCGCAAAGGGAAGCAGGCCACUCCCAGCGAGAAGAAGGCUCAAGCAACAGCCCGCAAACAAACCCCAAUCGCCAGAAAGAAGAAGUUGAGGAUGAACAAGCCUCCUCCUAAACAAGUGUCAAAGAGGGCAACAACACUUCCAAAUCCCCUUCUAAGCCAACUGCCGCCACCCCGAGAAAAUUGGACCCAGAACUGUCAGCCACCACCACUACCAUACCAUCUCGACGCAUUGGCAAUUCAGAACGUACUUUCAAGCCGCCUUCUGUUAUCCCCUCCCAAGGCUGUGGACAAGCGAUGGGUUACGGCUUUGAGUUCCUCUCAGCACUGGAGUCACAGUUGGUCACAGCCCAAUGCUUCUGCUUUGUUGACGACACCGACGUCAUUGAGGCUGGCAAUACAGUCCUUCACUCGGGUGAAGCCAUAUGUGCAGGACGCCGCCACUCUGUGGGCUGGGGGAAUCCGAGCCACUGGAGGUGUGAUGAACCCCGAGAAGUUCUUUUGGUGGCUCAUCAAUUUUGAGUGGGACUCCCGCACAGGCAAAUGGAAAUUUUGUGGGAAAAAAGCAGUCACCCCCAACUUUGAACUCCAAAUUCAAGGUCUUUCAGGUGCUACUGAAUCCCUGCGUCCCCUUGAACCAGAUGACUUGGAACGCACUUUGAGAGUUAUGCUUGCUCCCUUGGAAAACCUUAAGGCUCACAAGGUUCAGAUGGUUGCUAAAGGCAAGGAUUGGGCAGAACAGCUUUGA